UCCUUCCCCAGGAUGGGGAGCUAUUUCAGCUGGGCUCAGUGGCAGGAGCUGGAACUUCAGGCUCUGAUCUACAGAUACAUGUUAGCUGGAGCCACCGUCCCACGGCCGAGCUGCUCCAGCCGAUCAAGAAGACCUCCUUCAGGCCCUUAUUUCCUCCACCACCCUCUUGGCCAUUUGCAACAUUACCCUCAAUAUCAGCCUGCUUUGUUGCAGGCAGGGUACUGGGGCAGAGCCUCCAUGGAUCCGGAGCCCGGGAGGUGCCGCCGCACCGACGGCAAGAAGUGGCGGUGCUCGAGGGAUGUGGUGCCCGGCCAGAAGUACUGCGAGCGCCACAUGCACCGCGGACGUAACCGUUCAAGAAAGCCUGUGGAAAUCCCCACGUCUGCCGCUGCCGCCAAUGGUGGCGGCACCGCCAGGGCUUUAGUGGGACUAAUCUCAAAUCUGCCGAUCCCGCCGUGGUCGCCGCCACCGCCGUCCCUCUGGCGGCGGUGGCCGGGGGCGGCGGCCAUUUCUCGCUCUCGGGGCCUUCGUCCUCGAUCGAUCUCUUCAAAGCUGGGUAGGUCCCAAAUAAAGCUAUCCUCCCCAUUUAUAUGCCUCAAAUUUGGAACGGAGCUCUUAGAUUCUGCAUUACCUGAUCCCAACCAUUUCCCUUUUGAAGCAUUGGACCCCAUGGAGAUUUUGCUUGCGUUCCAUUGUUUUCAAACUUAUUCUUUGCGUAAUACUCUUGCUUUUUCCUGUGUCUUUCCUGUGCCUCCGUGCUUUUCUCUUUUCGACAGUUACUCCGAGCCCAAGAGCGACGGCAACAAGCACCUCUUUGAAUCCCAGGGCGAGGCGAACGGCGGCAGCAGAUCUGACGGGCACAUAUUGAGGCACUUCUUCGAUGACUGGCCGCGGUCGCUCCAGGAUUCUGACAACUCCUCGAGCAACGCCAGCCCGAUGAGCUCGUCAACCUGCCUGUCCAUCUCCAUCCCUGGCAACCCCUCCUCCGACGUGUCGCUGAAGCUGUCCACAGGCCACGGCGACGAGCCCAGCACGAACGACAGGGACGCCGCCGCCGAGAGGGACCACCCGCCCCAGCUCGGCAACUGGGGCACUGGCUGGUCGCCGAACCAGGUGGCUUAUGGGGGUCCGUUGGCCGAGGCGCUGAGGUCGUCCACGAGCCACUCAUUCCCCACGAGCGUCCUGCAUCAGGUGCCCCGCGGUUUGGCCUCGGAAGCUAGCUACGUUAGCACCUAAUCCGGGGUCAUUGGUGGUCUUAAAACAAAGUAAGGGGUGACAAAAGAUAUAGUGGGGUCCUGUCUUCUUUGCUGGUUUUGUUUGGUCACUCUUCCCUACUCACAUCACUCAGAUGAUAUAUCUCUGUAAAUCGGGCGUGUUUGUGUGGUCCUACGCCAUAUUAUCUUUUCUGAACUGAUCUUUGCAUUAACCCCAAAGUGUUCAUUGGGAAACAAGAAAGGGAGAGAGUGUUCUAUGCACCUGAAGGUGCUGAUUUCAUGCAUCGAGAUCUGAUGCGGCCAAUCGAUGAGA
Molecule: messenger RNA, 1527 nt
Organism: Eucalyptus grandis
Lineage: Eukaryota; Viridiplantae; Streptophyta; Magnoliopsida; Myrtales; Myrtaceae
Product: growth-regulating factor 3-like
Biological process (GO): regulation of DNA-templated transcription; DNA-templated transcription; developmental process
Cellular component (GO): nucleus
Molecular function (GO): ATP binding
Source: RefSeq, a predicted model, not a curated record